CAACUGCUGCUGCCAUUGAAAGGGGCAUAUUAAUCUUAAAGCCAAUGUCAUGUUCAUUACAGAUCAAUGUUUCAGCUAACGUGGGGAAUGGAAAUGACUGCUCACAAAGAGCUUCUUAUUAUUCUAUCCACGUCGCCUACCUCUGUCCACCCUCCUUUGGCAGCUAUUACAGAGAGCUACUUGUGUCUUAAACAUGUGACAAAGUGAGAGAGGGGCACAGGGGGAGAGCUGAGGCGUUCAUGCCUGCUCUGUGCAGAGCGCCUGUCGACAGUUCCUACAAGAUCCGGAUCCUGCGCUCCUCCACACGGCGAUGCAGAGUAGGCGGAUCAAGUAGCAAAUACGCGGCGAGAAGACAUAAUCCACAACGGAAUAUUUAGCAGUGUUCUUCGGUUUUGCGUCUCUUUCCACGUCACUGCAUCCCAUCACUUCUGUCAGACGUUGGACCCCGCCGAUACUGGUCGCACAAACUGCACUUAGAGGUCCCUCUAAUCUUAUCGUCAGCUCCUUUCCGCUCCUGGUUGCUCUCUUCCUCCCCUCUCCUCCUCCUCCUCCCCUUGCCACUCGUCUCUUCUCUUUACUCCAUCUCCUGCUGGACGAUUUCAUUCUGGAAAGUCAUUAUCCCCAGAAAGGUCAAAGCGUAUCCUUCCUGGAACCUCAUUUUGCUCUGGGAUAAGCCUGAGAGUCACCCUGCUUUCUGAAAGUUUGUCAGUGGUGUAUAAGCGUCCAGGCUGCUCCGUGUUGCAACCUUUCUUUGGCAGUCACUUUACCUGUUUUCACAGCCUUGCACAUAUAUAUAUAUAUUUUUUUUUUUGGAGAGCGUUUUUUGUUUUUUUUUUCGUUUUCCAUUCUUGUCUGCGGAGUGGCUGUUGAACACCAGCAAACUGUGAAAUGAGUUUCAUAGCCGUUCUGACUGCUGAUAGUGCUGAGAUUCUGCAAGAGAAUGGGACAUAUUGAGUUCAACUUUAAGUGUUGUUCCAAACCUUGGUGUUUGGGAGGCAUUGAGGUGAUGCAGGUCCCUUGGUUAUCCCAGUGGAGGAGCCAGCUAAUGACAGGAGUAUUUGUCUGCUGAACAUCCCCAUCACCACCAGCCUCCAUCCCUCUUUCUCUCCCUCCCACCCUCCAUCUCUGAUGGCUCUAUGGGGCGUCAUCAGCCUCAGCCUUUACUGCUGGGUGUGUUUACGGUCCGGUGCAACAGCAACAGCAGCCACAGCCAGCCUCCCUAAUGACAGACCUGGGGGACCUCUGGACUGGCUCCUGUCGGAUAAGGGACCCUUCCACCACUCCCCAGAGUAUAUUGACUUUGUGGAGAAGAACCGGCAAGGCUUCUCCACCAGAUACAAAAUAUAUAGGGAGUUUGGGCGAUGGAAGGUGAACAACCUAGCAGUGGAGAGAAGAGAUUUCCUGGAGUCUCAGUUACCUUUAACCCCUGAGUUCAUCAGAAAUAUUCGACUUCUGGGCCGCAGGCCUUCCACCCAAAUGAUCACUGACAAUCUGAUCAAGAAGUAUGGAACCCACUUUUUACUGACAGCAACACUUGGAGGAGAAGAGGCCUUAACGAUAUUUGUGGACAAAAGGAAGCUGAGUAAGAAAGGAGAGGUGAGCGAUUUCUCGGGUAACUCCUCUACUGUGACUCUGGAAGCUCUACACCAGCUUGCCGCUUCUUACUUCAUUGACAGGGAGAGCACUCUGCGCAAACUGCACCACAUCCAGAUUGCAUCCACUGCCAUAAAGGUGACAGAGACGCGAACGGGUCCUCUUGGGUGUAGUAACUAUGACAACCUCGAUUCCGUUAGUUCUGUCCUCGUUCAGAGUCCUGAAAAUAAAGUCCAACUGCAAGGCUUACAAGUGAUCCUACCAGACUACCUGAGAGAAAGUUUUGUGCAGGCUGCUCUCAGCUACAUAGCCUGCAAUGGAGAGGGUGAGUUUUUCUGCAAGGACAAUGAUUGCUGGUGCAACUGUGAUCAUAAGUUUCCGGAGUGCAACUGCCCCUAUAUGGACAUCCAAGCUAUGGAGGAAAGCCUGGAGAGAAUAACAGAGACAUGGGAGUUGCUUUAUAAGGAAUUUGAAGAAUCAGAUGAAUUUAAGGCCUUCUACACAAGGCUUCCCCAGAGCUACUUUCUGAAUGUGUCAUCUAUUCAACACUUGUGGUCCUUGGACAGCCUGUUUCAGUGGCGGUAUGAGCAGCUUGAGAACAGCAUGCAAGUCCUCUCCAGACGAGCCCAGAGAGUUAUUUUCAAGCUCUUCAGUCUCAGUAAAAGAUGUCACAGACAACCUCAAGUUCGGAUACCAAGGGAGAGGUCUCAUUCCUACUGGCUAGGACAUAUUCAGUCUCUCCUGUAUUGCUCAGAAAACAAUCAAAUUGGAACAUUCUCAGAGGAGCUCCACAGCUGCGGCUGCCAAUUCGAACAUAGCCCCUGUCAGUUGCCCCCACCCUGCACUGUUGGCGAAGGCUUGGCCUGUGCAGCGUGUGCAUCAGACAACCACACCCGAUGUGGGAGCUGUAACCCAGGAUUUGCCUUGAUGCAGGGGGCCUGCAGACCUAUGGUGGCAGACUCCACAGAGAACUACCUGGGCUUUGAGACAGACCUCCAGGAUUUGGAGUUAGGCUACCUACUGCAGAGAGCAGACCGCAGGCUUGAGGUUCAUGCCAUAUUCAUCAGUAAUGACAUGCGACUAAACAGCUGGUUCGACCCAUCAUGGAGAAAGAGGAUGCUGUUGACGCUAAAGAGCAACAAAUAUAAGACCAACAUGGUUCAUAUGCUGCUUGGAAUAUCCCUUCAGGUCUGCCUUACAAAGAACAGCACACUGGAGCCUGCUCUCACUCUCUAUAUCAACCCUUUUGGUGGGAGCCACUCAGAGAGCUGGUACAUCCCUGUCAAUGAAAUUGGUUUUCCAGAUUGGAAGGCCACCAAGUUGGACUUGCCCUUUGAGUGUUAUAACUGGACUUUGACAUUGGGUAACAAGUGGAAGACAUUCUUUGAGACUAUCCACAUUUACCUACGUAGCAGGAUAAAGACUCAGGAUGGAGCAAAUGACAGUGUUUAUUAUGAACCUGCCGAAAUGACGGAUCCUGCUCAGAGCCUGGGUUACAUGAAGAUCAAUACCAUCCAGGUCUUUGGCUAUAGUAUGCACUUUGACCCUGAAGCAAUCCGUGACUUGAUCCUGCAACUGGACUACCCUUAUACCCAGGGCUCCCAGGACACGGCCAUCCUUCAGCUCUUGGAAAUACGAGAUCGUGUGAAUAGGCUUUCCCCUCCAGGCCAACAGAAGAUGGACCUGUUCGCCUGUCUCCUCCGCCACAGGCUCAAACUAACUCCCAGUGAGGUGGUUCGCAUUUUUGCCUCCUUGCAGGCCUUCACUGCACGUUUACCUAAUUCAGUGGAUUAUGAGACCACUAAGCUGUGCAGUUAACAGCUGGUUGAAGGGAGAACACAAUGUAAAUUGCAAACAAGGAAAACGUUUUGGAUCCUUGAUGCAGAUGCUUACACAUGUGCUUUGUCUCUAUGGAUUACUAAACUCUGUGGUUAAUCAUGAGGCAGCCAGCUAUGGACAGCUGAAGAAUGUACUCAUCUGACUGUUUAAAAUUUUUCGAUGCCCGUUUCAGUGCGAUAUGAAAAAAUGGGCUGGAUCUCUGAGGAAAUGCAGAACUGUUUCUCAAAAUAACAUUUCUGCCAUAGAAAUUCAGAAGCCACUGCAUAAAGUUAAACCAUCCUGUUUCAAUAUGAUUCUGCUCAUUUAUACUGUAAGUACCAAUGCUAAGUGAAUAGACAUUUUAUGAAAGGUACUCUGUUUGUUUGUAUUUUUUAUAUGUUUCUUUGCUUUAGUGACUGUGCACUUUCCAUGACUUAAAGAUUGCAGUGGUGUAAAACAAGAUUUUGUAGAUAAAUUGAUAUUAAAGACAUCAUGUUAUAACAGA
Molecule: messenger RNA, 3916 nt
Organism: Girardinichthys multiradiatus
Lineage: Eukaryota; Metazoa; Chordata; Actinopteri; Cyprinodontiformes; Goodeidae
Gene: brinp3a.2
Product: bone morphogenetic protein/retinoic acid inducible neural-specific 3a, tandem duplicate 2
Exons: 9
Coding region: 1129-3411 (760 amino acids)
Biological process (GO): negative regulation of mitotic cell cycle; positive regulation of neuron differentiation
Source: RefSeq, a predicted model, not a curated record